This is a messenger RNA of Stylonychia lemnae, 3165 nucleotides long. Lineage: Eukaryota; Ciliophora; Spirotrichea; Sporadotrichida; Oxytrichidae. The record is from the annotation of a GenBank genome assembly.
AUGUCUAAUUUCACAGUCACACAAGUUGAUUUAGCUUUUACUCAGAGCCUUGUUUAAGCUCUUGGAUCCAGUUUGAAUCCCAGCAAUGAAAUUCGUCAAUAAGCUGAGGUCUUCAUUAAGCAGGUUAACCAAGGAUAGUAGAUUGAUAUCUGUCAUGCAGCUGCAGUCUAACUAGGAAGCAUUAUUGAAUAUCACUGGAAGUUCCUUGACCCAGUUCAAGCAAAGAAAGUUUCUAUUGAGGGAUUUGAUUUCAUUAUCUUAGAUGAGGGAGACAAACAACUUGUUAGAGAAAACAUCCUCAAAUGCUUAUACUAAACUGAUAAUAAAGUUAUUGUUAAGCAGUAUGUUAGAUGCAUCACUACUAUCGCUAGAUUCGAUUACCCAUCAAGAUGGCCAGUCAUUGUCCAAGAGAUAGUGCAAUAUUUAAGCACAGCAGAUCAAAAAUCAGUAAUGACAGGACUCCUCGGCUUAAAGGGACUUGUAAAGAAAUACGAGUAUGAACUUCAAGAUGAGAGAGAUCCACUUUACGGCAUUAUAGCCUAGACAUUUAGCAUUCUCGGAAACCUAGUUAAUCAAACUCUAAAUGUUGAUAAUCAAGUAGCUCAAGAUAUUAUGUUUUUGAUUUGUAAAAUAUUCUACACCUCUAAUCAGCUCUAUCUUUGUCCAUUCAUGGCUGAAGGAAGUAACAUUGAUCCCUGGAUUCAACUAUUCAAGACCCUUAUGGAUAGACCAUUGCCAGCUGAGCUUGAAAGUCCAACUGAAGAAUUGGAAGUUAUUGAGGAGAGAGAGAAAAAUUUAUAAUGGAAACUCAAAGGUAUCGCUGCUAAGACUACCUAUAGACUUUUCUCUAAAUUUGGAAAUCCUAAAUAUGUUGAUGAAAAGUUCGGAGAUUUCUCAAAAAAAUUCAAGGAAACUUUCGCUAUUCCUCUAUUAGAGUCCCAUCUCUAACAAGUUUUUAAAAAAGAAAAAUGCUUUGUUAAUUCAAAAACUCUUAACUUCGCAAUUAAAUAUGUUCAGUAAUCAAGUAAGCUUCCAAUAACAAUGACAGUGCUCUACCCAUUAGUUGAGAAAGUCCUUUAUGAUAUUGUGAUUCCUGUCAUGUUUAUCACUUAGAAAGAUAUUCAAUUAUUCAAAGAAGAUUCUAUUGAGUAUAUUAGAAAGUAAAAUGACUUUACAGAGUCUCUGUUCUCACCAAAAUAGACAGUUGUUGAUUUGCUAAUCAGCCUCUGCUCUUAUAAAUAAAAUAAAAAGAGUAAGAAGCCAGACUUCCUACACAAAUUUCUAUCUUUCUGUGGAAAUAUCCUAGUUUAGUACUCCUAAAAAUAGAUUUUAGAUUGGAGAAUCAAGGAAGCCAUUAUUUAUGCAAUCGGAAGUCUCUAUGAUGAAUUGGUAGCUUAAAAAGAUAUAAAGGUACAACUUGAACCAAUGAUGAUUCAGCAUGUGAUGCCAGAAUUACAAAGCCAGAUCCCAUUCCUUAAAAUGAGAGCAUGCUGGAUUUAUGGAGAAUUUGGAACAUUCAAAUUUAAGGAAGUAAAUCAUGUAAAGCAAGCAGUAGAGUUAAUAUAUAAAUAACUGUAUGACCCAGAACUUCCAGUGAGACUUACAGCAGCAACUUCUCUACAUAAAUUAAUGCAUAAUGACGAGUGCACUGCUCUCUUAAAGCCUGCUCUAAAAGAUAUUCUUUAAAUUUAUCUUAAAAUGAUGAGUGAAAUAGACUCAGAAGAAUUGGUUGCAGCUCUGGAGGAGAUAGUCAGCCAUUUUAAGGAUGAUAUAGCUCCUUUUGCCGUAGAGCUUACUCAAUAACUUGUUGGAGCCUACACAAGACUUAGCUAGGUAAAUGCUGAUGAUGAUGAUGGGGAGAGUGCCUUAGCUGCUGUGGGAUGCGUCACUGCAGUGAGAAGAAUCUUAGAUUCUAUUCAAAAUAAUAAAGAACUCAUUUUAAAAGUAGAAGAAUUCGUCUAUCCUAUGCUUUUGCACACUUUAACUCCAGAUGGUCUUGAUUCAAUUGAAGAUGGACUCGACUGUAUUGCUCUUAUCCUCUAUCACGGUUCUGUUAAUGGAGUAAGCAAGAAUAUGUGGAAAAUCUUCCCCUAACUAAUCUAUAUCAUUUGCGGGGAAAAUGACCCAGAUGGUGGUUAUGGAUUUGAAUAUCUAUCAUAAGUAUGUGUAUCAAUUUAAAACUAUAUCGCUAAAGACCCUAAUUCUUUCUUAAGUAUUGGAGAAGGUCAGACUCAAACUUUCAUUGCCAUCACAUUCCAAUUCGUUGAAAAAACUCUUAAAAUGAAUAAAGAAUCUCCAGACCAAUUAGACGGUAUUGUUAUAAUGAAAGUAUUGAUUGCUAUGCUUGAAAACUUAAAAGGUAGAAUUGAUGAAGCUUUAUAAUAUAUCCUUAAGAUUUGUAUUGAGGAGCUUGCUGGCAAGAAGAUCCCUAAGAAUUAUAGAUCUAUGCUAAUUCAAGUUAUCUCUAUGACUUUCUGGUAUAACAGUGCUCUUUCUUUCCAAAUAUUGGAGUAAUCUCAGUAAACUAUACCAGUCUUCCAAACUCUUUUAUAAACUUUGGGAGAUAUGAAGCACGAUUUUGAACUCAGAAGAGUUAUUUUUGGUCUUACUAGCAUUCUCUGCACCGAACCUUCACUUCUGCCAGCAUUAGUUGGACAGAGAAUCCCCGAAAUCAUGAAGCAACUUGCAUAGCUAAGUCUAAAGAUGAGAGAGCAAAGACUAGAGGUAUUAAAGGAUAAUGAAGAGAGUAUAUAAGAAGAAUAAAAUAAAAAGAAUGAAGAUGAUGAAGAAGAGGAGAAUGAAGAUGAACACGAGAAUAUGGAUGGAGAGGCCACUGCAUUUGAUAAAUUAAAGAAAUCUGAGAAAUUUGACGAAAAGGAUUACGGAGACGAUGAUGAUGACUCGGAUUAUGAAUACACAGGCGGUGAUAUGGCCAUUUACGAUUCUGCCUUAGACUCUAUAGAUGAGCUUCUAUAUAUUAAGGAAACACUAGAAAAUAUCAAUUCUGCAAACGCAGGUUAUAUGACUUAAUUGAUGUCAGGUAUUGAUGCUGAGCUAAUGGGAAAAUUCAAUGAGAAUAUGUAAAGUGCUCAAGCCCUAAAGGAUAGAGAAGAAGUAGUUAGAAAGUAAUGUGAUGAGAUGUUCGACAAAAAGAAAUUCAAUUGA